UUUUAUUAUCAAUUACUUGUGUAUGAUUUGUUACGUAUUUAAUCAACUUGUGUAGCUAGUUGCGUAGACUAUAUGAACACUUGUUAUCAUUACAUAGUACUUAUUUGAAUAUCCUCUGUUUCUUGGACAUUUCUCAGUUUCUUUUUCUUUUUUUUUUCCUCAAAAUUUGUUAUCUUCUUGAGCUGAAAUACAUAUAUAUGAUCUCUUUAUUUGGACAUAUUCAAUCACCUUGUCAAAUAACUCAUACUUCCUAUAGUUACAUCCAAUCUAUUCGACCAUUUUUUUCGUCAAUUUUUGCAGAUUUUUAUAAGACACCAUUAUGUACAAGGUGAGGUUUGACGAGCAGGCGGCCGAUGAUCCAAUGGACGACAAUGGAUACAUCGAAAUUGAUCCAACGGGUCGUUAUGGCCGAUUCGAUGAAGUUCUUGGAAAAGGUGCAAUGAAAACCGUGUACAAGGCUAUUGACGAAGAGCUCGGGAUAGAAGUCGCGUGGAAUCAAGUUAGGCUCGUCGAUUUGCUCAAAACUCCGGACGACGUGCAGCGCCUUUAUUCCGAGGUUCACCUUCUCAGCACUCUCGAUCACGGCUCGAUUAUCCGAUUCUACACUUCGUGGAUAGAUGUCGAUAACCGGACCUUCAAUUUCAUAACCGAGAUGUUCACUUCCGGCACUCUCAGAGAGUACAGAGCCAAGUAUAAGCGAGUGAGCAUCCGGGCCAUAAAAAUAUGGGCUCGGCAAAUACUCGAAGGGCUCGUUUAUUUGCACGGCCAUGAUCCUCCCGUCAUUCAUCGGGACCUAAAAUGCGAUAACAUAUUUGUCAAUGGCCAUCUUGGACAAGUCAAGAUUGGUGAUCUUGGCCUUGCAGCUAUUUUACGAGGUUCGGAUAGAGCACACAGUGUGAUAGGCACGCCGGAGUUCAUGGCACCGGAGUUAUACGAAGAAAACUACAACGAGCUCGUCGAUGUGUACUCGUACGGAAUGUGCGUUUUAGAGAUGAUUACUUCCGAGUACCCAUACAGUGAAUGCAAAAACCCGGCUCAGAUAUACAAGAAAGUGACAUCAGGUAAGAAGCCGAGGGCAUUUUUCAAAGUCCAAGAUUUGGAUGCGCAGAGAUUCAUCGCGAAAUGCUUGCAGAACGCACAAAAGAGGCUGUCGGCUAAGGAGCUGAUGCUCGACCCAUUUCUUUCAGUUGACUGUUUUGACAACAAUGGUGACGGACUAAGUGUCGAGUAUCAGAAGCCUUUCCUGAAUGAAAGUGUCGAGCUCGAGCGCUUGCAGUUGAACGAUAAUUUUCCCAAGUCGAAUAUGACUAUUACGGGCACGUUAAACCCGGACGAUGGUACCAUUUUCUUGAAAGUGCAGAUUGCUGAUAAAGAAGGUGCCGUGCGAAAUGUUUUCUUUCCGUUUGAUAUAGUUUCCGAUACCCCACUUGACGUUGCGAAUGAAAUGGUGAAGGAGCUCGAGAUUAGCGAUUGGAGGCCUUACGAAAUAGCAAAUAUGAUCGACUCUGAAAUAUCGGGCCUUGUUCCCGACUGGAAAACCGAGCAUCCGAGUUGUCAACAAGACGAAUAUGAACACCAAAAUCUUUAUUCGCCGUCCUCUUCAUCGCAAGUCUCGGCUUUAGGCUGGAUUCCCUCUCAUAAGUUGGAUUCUAACUUGUUUGAUGACACCAGCUCCCAAAGCUCAUCACAUUCGGAGAAAUAUUCCAACUGGGCCUACUACUCUGCAGACGAGCACCAGCCCGUGAUAAGCCCAAACCGAGUGCCGAGCCCAUCAAGGUUCGGCCCUGGGGAGAAUCUUUCGAAAAACAAGUCGAAAGUGACACCUCAGCUCAUGAGAAACCGGUCUUUGGUGGAUACUCGGAGCCAAUUGCUACACAGGUCGCUGGUUGAGGAGGUCAACAGACGACGAUUGUUCAAUACAGUUGGGGCAGUGGAGAACAUCGGUUUUCAGUCGCCUUAUGAAGUUUCGCGUAAAAUGAAGACGAGUGGAGUGAGUAAUAAUGCAGCUGGCUAUUCGUCGAGUGUGCACGGUAAUGUGACGUGGCAAGGUACUCGAACGAGACGAGGUUAAUCAGUGUUUUUUUUUUUUUUUUUUUNU
Striga asiatica is the source of this 2098-nucleotide messenger RNA. Lineage: Eukaryota; Viridiplantae; Streptophyta; Magnoliopsida; Lamiales; Orobanchaceae. The record is from the annotation of a GenBank genome assembly.